This is a messenger RNA of Cryptosporidium ubiquitum, 1959 nucleotides long. Its product is annotated as erythrocyte membrane-associated antigen. Gene Ontology annotation, molecular function: calcium ion binding. The transcript has a single exon. NCBI's taxonomy places the organism in Eukaryota, Apicomplexa, Conoidasida, Eucoccidiorida, Cryptosporidiidae. The record is from RefSeq and is a predicted model, not a curated record. Bases 1 to 1959 code for a protein of 652 amino acids.
AUGAGCCAACUAUUUAACUUUGGAAAUUGUACAAGUAAUAUUAGUAGUAAUCAUAAAAAUGGGAUACGUGGCAAUAUUAAUACUAACAUAAAUUCUAAUAGCAAUAUGAAAACAAUUUUGCAACAAUAUUCACCUGUAGAUUAUAAUCAAUGUAAAGUGUCAUUACCAGAUUUUUCUGAAAAAAACAAUAUUGGAGUUUAUUAUAAUACAAAUGAUAAUAAUUAUAACAAUACCAAUAACAAUUUUGUUACAUCCCCAAAUAUGUAUCCAAGAUAUAUUAGUCAACAUAAAAGUAUUCAGAACACUCAUUCUUAUCAAUAUAUUAAUCAAAGUAAUGAUAAUUAUAACAAACAAGUGAGAUACGAACCUAUUCCAAACAGAAUUAAUGUAAUUGAUGAACCUAGUGAAAUAAUAGAUAAUGGGUACUCCUCUAAAGUAAAUUAUCUACCAUCAGGAUUUGUGACUAGAACUGAAGUUGGAGCUGGAGCAGGAAAAUUAUCAUGUGACAACAACAUCUCAUCAAAUGGACUUGAUUUAAAUUCAACAAUAAAAACUGAAGCUGGAGGUUAUGAUAACACAAAAAGUAAUUUAAGUAAACUAAAUAGCUCUAACUGGAAGGAAUGGAGUAGCUAUUCUAAACUUCUACCUCUAGCAGUUAUUGAACUAGAUGUUCAAAAUGAGUGUAAUUACUUAUCAACUUUAUUUAGUUCAUUCUCAAAUACAGUUAAAGGGUUUAUAUCAAACUUUGAAUUUGAAAAGCUUAUGGAAUAUGUUAAUAUCAUUGAAGUUGGAUACAGAGGUACCAUAUUUGGAGUUAUGGAUAGAAAUCAAGAUGAUUACAUUACUCAAGUUGAAUUUCUUACUGGAAUGCUUAUUUUUAGACCAUAUAAUGCUAAAGAAAAAAAUUCACCAAACUUUAAUAGGCUUAGAUUACAAUUCAUAUUCUUUUAUUAUGAUUCCAAUCGUGAUGGAUUACUUUCUAUUGAUGAGCUUGCUAAGCUUAUUGAACACAUUAGCAUCAUUAAAGUUACUGUUAAUAAUAAAAACGGCAAACCAAAGAAAAAAACUCAAAUCUCAACCGAGAAAUCAAAAAAAUUAGCAUCUCAAGUCAUUCAUGAUUACCUCAACAAAGAUUUCUGCUCUUAUGAUGACUUCUUUCAACUUGUUAAUAAUGGAAUUCUUAAUGGUACUGUUAAUCUCUUAAGAUGUAGAAAUGAUAUUUUUCUCCAAAAGAAAAAUAAUUCUUUAUUAUCGCCUAACAAUCAACACCUUUAUAGCAGGCCUCCAAUCACAAAUUCUAUGCAAAAUUUUACUAACCUAAAUCACCAACAGCCAUUUUCACCCUUUUCUAAUUCCAUUACUCAAUUUCAAAACCAAUUUUCGCAAGUAUCCCAAAUCUCACCUUAUAAUACAAAUAACCAUCCACCUCAAAAUUUUAUUGCCAAAAACAGUUCUAUUUAUAACACACCCAUUAAUAUCUCCACAGAACAUUUCCCUAAUCCCAAGACAAUUAACAAUAUUAAUGAUGAAUACCUCAGGACUAUACUCUCAAAACCACACUCCCCAUCAACACUUAACACUAAUAACCAUCCUGUACCAACUUUAUCCAUACCCAAUCCUAAAACUAAUGCUUUACCUGUCAUCCAAAAGCAAAAUAUUGACGAAAAAUUUGGUUAUAAUUAUAAUAAUACUAAUAACAAUAAUAAUAAUAUUAAUAAUACUACUAAUAACAAUACAAUUACUCCGCCCCACAACUCUUUCUUAUCGAAAAAUAACUCAAUCUCAAGCACAAUUACCCGUAAACAAGAAGAACAAUUUACUGCGCAGUCCAGCUCUCCACCAAACCAACUAGUCACGCCAGAUCCACUCUCUAAUUACAGGUCAAUUUAUGAGUCAUCUUCUCCAUAUUACAACAUCCCCUCAGAAGGCCAUCCAAACUUCAAUUUCUCACCCUGUUAA